Molecule: messenger RNA, 4857 nt
Organism: Apaloderma vittatum (bar-tailed trogon)
Lineage: Eukaryota; Metazoa; Chordata; Aves; Trogoniformes; Trogonidae
Gene: CFAP74
Product: cilia and flagella associated protein 74
Exons: 37
Coding region: 1-4857 (1618 amino acids)
Source: RefSeq, a predicted model, not a curated record
AUGGAAGGUGCUGAGGUCAGUUCUAGUGUCACGGAGGAGCAAGGACAGCCUCUGCCCUUUCUGGAAGAGGAAGAAAAAGAUCAAGCUGGCCGGGUCUUUCACAUGGAAGAAUGCUGGGAAGAAUACAAGCUUGAAGAAGAGUUGGCUGGUGGUGGCAAGAUGGGAGACAAGGCUGCUUUUGAAGGAGCUGCAGACAAAUCUGAUUCUAGCAUGGAAAGCUUGGAACACUGUUUGGGUGGCGUUGAUAGUAUUCAUGCUCUGAAGGAUGCAGAUAGAAUUGGCAUAUUAACCUUACAGAAGAACCUAAAAGAGCUCAAUGACAUAGCCGAAGAAAAGGAGCUUCUGGUCCAAAAAACAAGAGACAAGCUGAGUACCUGCCAGCUGCGGAGCAAGAUGCUGGCAAAGCAGCUGCGUUGUGUGGAUGUGGAAAUGGAGAAAGAGGAGGAGGCUGGCAAUGUCGCAGCCUUGUCCCGCCUUCAGGCAGUGCACAGACGGCUGCGCGCUGAACUGCAGAAAGAGAAGGAUUUUGAGUUGAAAAUUGCUUCGACACUUGAAGAAAACAAGCUUGUGAUGUGGCAGAUAGAAACUGAGCAGGGAAAAUAUGAAAAUCUUCGUGAACAACUUAAAAAAUACGAGGAUGAGCUAGAGAUGCAAUACCAAGAGCGAGCAGAAGUGCGGAUUUGGAAUGAAAAAAUAGCAGCACUGCGAGCAGAAGAAAAUCAUCGGUCUAGAGAAAAAAAAGAGGAGGAAGCCCAGAAAGAAUACGAAGAAAAGCGUAAAAAAAUACUUGAAGAUGCCAAAAGGAACCAUGAAAAAGCAGUCUGCUUCCUGAGGAAAAGCAUAGCAAGAAUUCGUGAAGAAAAUGCAAAGGAAGAAGCGAAAACUCGGGAGCAUAUGGAGAGAAGGAUACAAGCUGUGCUGUCCCUGAAAACCAGCAUCACUUCCAAUAGGGAAAAACUCCAAGCUCUCCAGGCUUGGAACAAAGCAAUGGCCAUCAAGGCAAAGAAGGAGGAGAUGAAAAUGAGGGAAGCUAUUCUAGCAGAAGGAGGCAAUGUUACCAAGGAAAAUUUUCUCCAUAAACGACUGCUAGAGCACGAAAAAGAGAAACAAGCUUCUAGAGAACAGCAAAAAUCCAGAAAAAUUGAGAUUGUAUCGAAAAUUUUGCAAGAAAAAGCUUCUGUUGACAAGCAGAGGAAAAGUCAGUCCCAUACUAAGGCACUUAAGGGCGGUGCUCGUUCCUCAGCUGGUGAGAGAGCUGCUUCUGUAGGAGCAAUUUCUGAAGAAAUACCCCAUGAUAUCCUUUGUGAAAGUGAUGGAGAUGAAGAAGAGAAGGAUGAGACCCUAGUAGAACCAGAGUUCCCAGGACUUUGGAGUCAGGAAUGUGACUUGCACAAGGCAUCCAAAGAAGAAACGGAUCCAAAGCAGCUGCCUACAACGGUAGUGAGAAAAGAAGUUUCUGAGAAAAAACUGAAGGAAUUUAAACCUGGAAUUUUUCACAAGCCAAUAGCGUCUGGUCGUGAAUGUAAGGGAUGUCCUUUCUAUAGUAAACCCAGCUGCAUUCUUUUCAAGGAUUUUGAUGUUGGUCAAAUCUACAAAAAGAAGAUAGUUUUGAUAAACGCAUCCCUCAGUGUGAAUUUCUGCCGGCUCAUUGGAAUCAGUGAAUGGCUCAAGAACUUCAUCAGCGUUCGUUUUGACCCACCUGGCAAAAUGUCUGCUGGAAUGUCCUGCGAAGCAGUGGUAACGUUUAAGCCGAUGAUAAAUGAAACUCUGGAAGGAGAGGUCAUGUUUAUGGCACAGACGGGUUCUUUUUCUGUUCCGUUGAGAUGUACAGCCAAGAUGUGCAUUCUGGCAGUAGAUAGAGAGCUCAUUGACUUCGGCAGCCAUGUGGUGGGAGAGACAAUUUCACAGACCAUCAACCUGACCAACAGUGGAGCUUUGGGAACCAGAUUCAAAGUUCAGACAUCAGCAGGCAACAGCAAUACACGGAGAGCAACAGCAAAGUCUUCUGAAAGAACGGUUACUCAACGUCUCAGUGACUGUGUCCCUGAAAAGAAAGUCAGCAACAGUCCUGUGACAUCUGUGGUUGAAAAGAAGGAACAAAUUUGUCCUGACCACGGUGCAGAAGUGCCCUGCUGUGCAGCCCAGGUGGAGCAGCAGAGGACUGGGACGAGCGUGAGCAGCAGCCCCACAGAACAACUUGGUCAAGACGUAUUAGAUUCCAGAUCAGAUCUAGACAGAGCCAAUGCAUGUAAUUUAGUGGAACUUUCUCCUGAAGAAACACCAGUCGAAAUUAUGCUUGGAAAGGUUACUGAAGGUGAAAUUGGACCCUUCAGCUCAGUCAAACUUCAGGUUGUGUUUGUCCCAGCGAUCCCCGGGCACGUGCGGGCAGAGUUUGUGAUCACGUUUGACAACUCAGACUGCAAACCACUGUGCUUCAGUGCCAUCGGAGUUUCUGUCGAUGUGCCAGUUUGGGUGCCCAAUCCCAACGUUGAUUUAAAGAUCUGUAUGUAUGACCGACUGUAUCAGGAUUGCGUUGUCAUUCGAAGCAGGGCAAAGGCAGCGCUGCGUUUGAAGUUUGAAAUCUGCAAAGACUUGAGUAAGCACAUGGAGCUGCUUCCAAGAACAGGUUGCAUUCAAGCUCAGUCAUCCUUCAGCGUGCAGCUGAAGUUUCUGCCCAGACACUCUCUCCCUGAAGAUGCAGGGAACUAUUUUAAUGAAGAGACAGGAGUUCUGGAAGUUCCAGUGUCAAUACUGGUUGCGGAUAAGGCUACAAAAGUUAAUUUUACCGUCCAUGCAAUUGUUACUACUUCUGAUUUGGAAAUCAGUCCAGCACAGAUUGAUUUUGGAUACUGCACAAUCUAUGAAGCUGUGCAGGCAAAUGUCACGCUAACAAACAAAUCUAUCUUGCCCCAAGAGUUUGGAUUUGUGGGACUUCCAGAGACUGUUGAAAUUCAACCCAAUGACGGAUUUGGGAUUCUUCUUCCCCUUGAAAGCCUGACAUUGGACGUAAUCUUUAAAGCUAACAAGGCAAAAGAGUACAGCUUUGAACUCACUUGCAAGUCAGAAAUUAACAGACAAUUCAAGCUGUCAUGCAAAGCAGUUGGAGUCCACCCACCUCUUGAAUUGUCUCAUUCCUUAGUUCGGUUUCCUGCAACAGCUUUGAACAGUGUGUCUGCAGCGGCGCUCUACGUGGUGAAUCCCCACGUGAGUGUCAACCCGUUCGCUCACGCUGUCCCAAGAACUGGCGGUGGCGAAGUUGCCCCUGUUGGACCCACUUCCUUCGAAUUCUGUGUGCCAGAAGACUGGCCCGUGACAGUUACGCCUUCUGUUGGAACUGUGUUGCCUGGGAAGAAAAGCUUGAUUGAAGUGUCCUUCAGACCAGCACUGUCAGAUCAGCUCAUCAGAGAAGAGGCAGCUCGGCGGCUUUGCAGAGCAGCUGCGACAGGGGCAGAAACACAAGUGAGCGAUGCUGAGAACUCGCACAUGCUGUUGAAAAGCAAGAAAGCUGAAAAGCGAGGGGGAAAGAGACCAAGCAUUGCCGUGAGCAGACAGCACUCGUCCACUGGAGUCAGUAAAUACCUGACUUCUCUAGAGAGUCCUGGGGAAACAAAAUCCGAAGAGUUAAAGCCUGACCCUCACAACACUUUGUAUUUGGAGUUGCACUGUCCAGCUGUAGCCCCAGCUGUUGUGGUCACUUCAGAUAAUGGAAGAAACACAGUCGAUUUUGGUGAUGUUGCAGUAGGCCACAGAGCGAUGAAGCGAGUUGCAGUACAGAAUAUCUGCCCGGAGAAGCUGGAGCUAGCAUUCUCGGUUCUGAAUCCCAAUGGUCCUUUCCUGUUGGUCACACCAGUUGGAAUGCUGGAGCCAGGUGAAAACAAACCCCUCAUCAUCUCCUUUUGUCCAAAGGACAGUUCGUGGUUUUUUGAAAUGCUGGACAUCCGGACAGCAAAAACCAAUCUAACCCUGAGUAUCACCGGUCGUGGGGUGGUGCCAUCAACUGUUUGCUCUGUGGAGGAGAUACUCAACAUGGGAUAUGUCGUAGCCAGAGAGAAGGCGACUUCCACAUUCAAGGUACAGAACACUUGCACGCUGGCCCUGCCAUACUCCGUACAACUAGAUUCACUUUCAUCAACAUGGGACAAAGAUCGGCAGAGACUUCCAUCCUUCAUUACAUCCUCUUCACAAAGAACAGAGUUUGUUGGAACACAGAACUACAAUGGCUUAAGUGUGUUCAGCAUCUUUCCAACGGAAGGAGAAAUUCUUGCUGGGAAGAGUCAGGAUUUUAUUGUUACGUUCAGUCCUGAUCAUGAAAGCCUGCACUAUUGUGACCGUCUCAAGGUUGUACUCUUUGGCAAGAAAACAGCCCACGUGAUCCACCUAAAGGGUGCAGCGAGGGAUCACCCGAUGUUUGUGGAAGGGGGAGUUCCGCUCGAUGUGCCCGUUGAGUCCUUGGCUGUAACGUCACCUGUGGCUCCGCUGGGAGCACUGAGAGGAGAGCUACAAGAACCAGUCAAGUCCAUUCUCCUCAUUCUGGAGUACAUCGAGGGAGAGAGUUCUCCAGUGCCAGCAGUGACGGAACUGAAGGUUGGAGGUAUACGGACAGCUCAGUUUCCGUCUAAGAAGAACGUGGAGUUCAGCUUGGACGACCUGCCUCUCCUGCGGCAGAAGGGCUUCUCCGUGGAGCCUGCGAAGGGGACUGUUGAGCGUGGCCAAGUAAAAGCCAUCAGUGUUUCGUGGGUGCCACCUGCUGACUUCACCGCCGAUGACCCUCCGCUUGUGACAGCCCUCCUGACCUUAAGUGGUGACAUUAAGGAAUUUUACCGAAUCCUCUUCACGGCAAAAGUUGUGUCUGCAUGA